Oncorhynchus kisutch (coho salmon) is the source of this 5733-nucleotide messenger RNA. RefSeq names its product interleukin-31 receptor subunit alpha. Gene Ontology annotation, molecular function: protein binding. The record is from RefSeq and is a predicted model, not a curated record. The coding region runs from base 430 to 2943 and encodes 837 amino acids. NCBI's taxonomy places the organism in Eukaryota, Metazoa, Chordata, Actinopteri, Salmoniformes, Salmonidae. The transcript has 15 exons.
GCCAUUGUUGUGCAAUGGCCAACACACCCAUCCAGUCCUUGUUCGUCGUGCCUUCAAUUCACAACCCCUAACUUCCCACAGGACAUUUGAGUAUGAUAAAUGUUUAUAAUGGAGUACCGAAUUUAACGUUUCGAACUUAACCAGUAGCCGCGGUUUAAAACAAUUAGGCCACUCGGAAAUCUGACUUCGGUGCUUUUUAAACAACUGAACUCAGAAAAAACGCACUCCGAAUGGAAAAUUAAUCUGUUUGAAGUCAACAAACUGACCUUUUGCUAGAUGAGACGUCAUGAUGUUUCCUAGUUGUAGGUGCGGCAUUAAUAACCGUUUGUGCUAUUAAACCCGUUGCUUAUAAAUACGACUUAGUUCACCUGUAGUAAUAUUGUUUCGCCACUUACUGGAGAGGGAUUUGUAUUACUUGAAAGACAUGACAUGCCAUUCUUAUCUGCCAAGGGUCUGAGAAGGAUGGCAACUCCGCUAGUCCUGUCAAUCUUCCUUUUGCUCCCAGCAAUUUCUGAAGGACAAUAUGGACAUAGAUGUGAAGUUAUCCCAAAAGACCCAUACAUUGAAUUUGGCUCCAAUAUUAAGAUUAAAUUCAAGAAGACAUGCAACAAGACAAUCUCAGACAGCCACGGCAAAAUCUAUUGGACGAUCAACAACAAGAGCAUAGAUGAAAGCCUCUAUGAAACCAACACCUCCUUUGCUGCGGUGACCAUCUACAAUCUAUCCCUUCCAAAAGCAAUAGUACAAUGUCACAGCCAUUUAACUCAGCAAGUCUUGGGUGGUACCAUCAUACAAACAUACUGGAAACCCAGAAACAUAUCGUGUGUCACGUAUAUCUCACAACAAGAUUUUACAUGUCGCUGGGAGCACAAGAUCAAACCCACAUCGAAAAUAACAUAUACCGUUUAUAGGAAAUGGGAAAAUAGCCAAGAUGCAUGGGAGAGUGAUCAUUGUAGUUCUGGAAGCAUGUCAUGCACCUUUAAUAAGAGCCUGCCGAUGCUUUCAAAGCUAAAUUACAUCACUGUGCGAGCUGAAAGCACAGUUUGGGAGACAAUCUCGGACACACUGGAAUUGGAUCCUUGGGAUACAGUGAAAAUAGACCCUCCAAAGAAUGUGCGGGUGGUUCCUCUCCCUGCUCAUCUAAGGGUUGAAUGGGAAAGACCAGGAGGCACAGACUUUCUUGACCAGGUCAUACACUGUCAAGUCAAAUAUGCCAAGCAUGUAAUGGAUACAUCUAUGAACACAGUGGCCAAGACAGCCUCUGUCACUUCUGUUGAAGUGGAGUCAUGCACCAACCAUACAGUGUCUGUCCGCUGUGCUUUAGACAAGGCCCCCUGGAGUGAAUGGAGCAGGCAGGUGACAGUACUGUCCUCUCUCAACGUGAGCACAAUGCAGUUGGACCUGUGGAGGAAGAUGGAUGCACCAGACAACACUGGGACUAGAACAGUGCACCUGAUGUGGAAGAGCAUCUCCCCUGCAUGCAAGGCCAUCGAUGGAUACAGGCUGACGUACAUGGCUGAUGAAAAGCACAUGCCUGACAGACAUUUGGACACCGUUGUGGAUAAGGCUUCCAUCACUGUGGACCAGCGGGCAUACAGAGUCACUCUCGCUGCCUAUCGCGGCGACACCACGUUUUCUGAACAGUCAAUCUAUGUACCGGCCGUGGGACAAAGUCUCCCCCAGGUUAGGGGCGCCCAGGCCUCUGCCCAUGACGGUGACAUCCAGGUCAGCUGGGUUGUUCCUCCUCUCUACCUUGUCCAUGGCUACAUCAUAGACUGGACCACCGAUGGAGAUACAUACACCUGGCUACAGAGCCAAGACACUCACAUCACAUUGACUGGCCUGCAGCCUUUUAAACUAUACAACAUCACAGUAACUCCACUCUAUGAUGACAAGACAGGACUCGAAAAGGUCAUUCAGAUCUGCUCAGUACAAAGAGCUCCAGGGAAUAUCUCCUCUGUCGAUGUACACGUUCAAGACAAAAGUGCUCAGGUCAACUGGACUGCUGUGCCUCAGAGCCAAUGUAGUGGUGAUGUCGUCAACUACACUGUGUUCUACAAGACUGAAACACAACCAGAGCUGAAUGUGACAGUAAAUAGCUGGAAACAGGGAGUGACUUUGGAGCCUCUCCAACCAGACACCAGAUACAGUGUCCAUGUUAUGGCCAGAGCUGUUACUGGGGCAACCAAUAGCAGCGUCAUUCACUUCACAACGAGCAGAUACGGCAGGACCUUCAUCAUCAUGUCCUGUGUCUUCGGUGGUUUUGGCGUCAUCAUCGUCCUAGUCACUGGACUCUUCUGCGUCAUUCAGUGGAAACGAUUCAAGGGGAAGAUAGUGCCCAACCCCGGUCUCAGCUCCCUGGAAUUCUGGUCUUCACAGGAUUGUCAUAAGAUCCAACCCUUUAACAACCCGUCUGAACUCGAGACCUUCUGUGAGAUGAUCUACCCCUGUGAGGUGAACACCAUAACGGACGACAUCAUGGGGUCAACCUCUACAGAAGACGGGGACAUACAGGACAUGGGCAAAGAGACCGUCUGUGACCAGACCGAGAGAUGGAGCUCUGGCUUCGGUAGCAGGACCUUCUGUGACAGCCAACCCAGAGAGGAGAGCAGUAACCUGGGCCUGACCCCAACCCUCCUCCCUUUACUGGCUCAACAAGACGGAGAAAUCAACCUGCUGGAGUCAACUACCUCUGAGGACUCAUCAUCAGCGACAUCAGACCUCCAGGCCUCCGAGAGCUGUCCCGUCAACCCCUACAGGCUGCAGACGCCAGGGGAAUGCCCUGUGAGGUUGGGGCUGGGGGGAGGUGAGGCGACGUCGGGCACCACAGAGGAGAGUAGGAGCCUGUUGGACACACAGCAGCAUAGCAGCAUAGCUCCUCUCACUGCGUACGUCACUCUGGACAUGUUUGAACACAGGGUGAGGGAAAGCAAACGGACAUGAACACACUUCUGAAUCCAGUGGACUUCUCAGUCUUUCCUAGAGCCUUUUAUUCAUUCAGUUUUAAUGUCUCAUAUAGGCUAUUGUGUUUUUGUGUUAGUGGUACUUUGAAAUAUCCAUUUUGUAAUUAUACUUGAGUGACAAUUUGUACAGUAUGUGUAUUUGUAGAUUGUAAAGGUGGAUAGAUAUCAGUUCUUUGAAUUUGACUCAUAAAUAUCAAUCUAUACUGUUGUAUGUGGUAGACUAUAUCUCAUCAAAUGUUUUAGUUUCUUGUCGUUGAGAAGGACUGCUGUUGGUACAAUUUAAGCGCUUCCCCUUUCCGUCCAUUACCAGUAUGCCGUUUUGUUUGGGGGGAGGGGUGUUGCAGCACCACUUCCUAAAAACAGAAAGCAAGUGUGUCAAGAUGGAAAUACUUCAGUAACAGGGUCAAAGCAAGGCUUCAUGUCUCCGAGUUACUGGCUGGGUGGUAGCCUAGCGGUUAAGAAGUUGUGCAAAUAACCAAAAGUGUACUGAUUCAAAUCCCAGAGCCGACUAGGUAAAAAUCUGAUGAUGUGCCUUUGAGCAAGGCACUUAACCCUAAUUGCUCCUGUAAGUUGUUCUGGAUGAGAGCGUCUGUUAAAUGACUCAAAAGUAGAAUGUAAAUGUUUGCGUCCCAAAUGACACCAUAUUCCAUAUAAAAUACAUAACUUUUGACUAGGGCUCGUAGGUCUCAGGUCAGAAGUAGUGCUCUAUAUAAUUAUUAGGGUGCAAUUUGGGACGUACUCAGUGACUAGAGAGACAUUGAAGCCCAUCCUUGAUUUGACCUGGUACUGCUCUUUAAAAUAAUAUCAUUCACUGGGUCAUGGGAAAGAAAAAACUAAAUCACUCCAAGUCUAUGAUCUGCCCAAUGACAUUUUAUUGAAUAAUAACUUAUUUUUAAAAUAAUAUUAGGAAUGGGAGCCAAGCAAAAUCACAUGUUUAGUCUCUGACGGACUAAUAUAUUCUGUUCUAUUAAUGUUGAACGUCUCACUGAAUGUAAAGCACUCUUCACUUUGUAAAAUGAUGCAGACAGAAGAGGGAGGCAUUUAAUUUGUUUUUCAUAUCAAUUUAACAAAUUAUACAUGCACUUUUCAGUAUACAAAACAUUAGGAACACCUUUCUAAUAUUGAGUUGCGCCCCCUUUUGCCCUCAGAACAGCCUCAGUUCCACAGGGAUGCUGGCCCAUGUUGACUCCAGUGCUUCCCACAGUUGUCAAGUUGGCUGGAUGUCCUUUGGGUGGUGGACCAUUCUUGAUACACAUGUUGAGUGUGAAAAACCCAGAACCGUUGCAGUUCUUGAGACAAACCAGUGAGCCUGGCACCUACUACCAUACCCCGUUCAAAAGCACUUAACUCUUUUGUCUUGCCCAUUCACCCUCUGAAUGGUACACGUUCACAAUCCAUGUCUCAGGUGUCCCAUGGCUUAAAAAUCCUUCUUUAACUUGUCUCCUCUCCAUCUACACUGAUUGAAGUGGGUUUAACAGGUAACAUCAAUAAGGGAUCAUAGCUUUCACCUCAUCAGUCUAUGUCAUGGAAAGAACAGGUGUUCCUAAUAUUUUGUCCUCUGUGACAGGGCUCUAGUCAGUAGUGCAUUAUAUUAGGAUUAGGGUGCAUUCUGGGACGUAGCCAGUGAUUAGAGACAUGACGCUCACCCUUGUUUUGACGCUAUACUGUUCUUUACAACAAAAAAGAUAAUUCACGGAGUCCUCACUCCAAGUCUAUGGUCUGCCUGAUGACAUUUUGUGGCAUAACAAAAUGUUCUUAUGUGACAGAGCAUAACAAAAUCUGAAUUUAUGACUUAUUAAUAUAUUUGGUUUUAUUCUAUUAAUUAAGUUCUUGUUGAAAAGAAAAUACCUCUAAAGAUGCAGGUAACUGCCAAAAUAAAGGAAACACUUCAGUAAAUGAAGGAUACAAAGCAGGUGCUUCCACACAGGUGCGGUUCCGGAAUUAAUCAAUUAACAUCCCAUCACACUUAGGGUCAUGAAAUAAAAACGUCCAGUUUCCCAUUAUUUUGGGUACCAGGGCUAGAAGAGAUCUCAGAGGCUUUGAAAGAGGGGUCUCACAGGACCAUAGGGGGUUAAAAGGUGUGUGUCUCAGUCACCACAUUUCAACCCAAUUAAACACUUACGAGAGAUUCUGGAGGUCCGCCUGAGACAGCGUUUUCCAUCACCAACAAAACACUAAAUUAUGGAAAUUCUCAUAUAACAAUGGUGUCGUAUCCCUCCAAUAGAGUUCCAGACACUUGUAUAAUCUAUGCCAAGACGCAUUGAAUCAGUUCUGGUUCGUGGUGGCCCAAUGCCCUAUUAAGACACUAUGUUGGGGUUUCCUUUAUUUUGUCAAUUACCUGUAUGCUGCUUGACAAGAAGCAUAAAAAAAUUAUUCCUUCACAUGGAUAACACACAACACUGGAUUCCUUCACAUGGUUAAUACAGUUGACUUUAUGAAAUGAUGAAGACAAAAAUCAGGCAUUUAAACUAGUUUAUUUCAUACUUAAGACUGCUCCAAAAAGGGUGCAUGUUAUGGUUGCAUGCAGUGAAAUACUAGGCUGUUCUCUGUAUACAAUGGAAAUGUAGUGUUAACUGAGUGAUGUCAGAAUAGUUUUCAUAAGUAGCAACAUUCAAAUGUAGGUAAACAUACAUUAAUUUCUGAGCAUACUCCUUGCUGUAGAAACUCAUUUGAAGGUCCAGUUGAGAUCUGUACAUUCCAAACAAACUAUUUUCAUGACAAGACAAAAAUUCAUAUAAAAAAUAAAAAGAUAUACCUGUAAGAAAUAAUA